Messenger RNA from Penicillium argentinense, 1332 nucleotides. Its product is annotated as esterase/lipase family protein. Lineage: Eukaryota; Fungi; Ascomycota; Eurotiomycetes; Eurotiales; Aspergillaceae. The record is from RefSeq and is a predicted model, not a curated record. The coding region runs from base 1 to 1332 and encodes 443 amino acids. The transcript has a single exon.
AUGGGCAACCCAGUCCCCAUCAACCCAUCCCUCCAACCACGAGACUCACCAGGAACACUGGUAAUGCUGGAAGACUCUAUCGAAGGUCUAGUCACCUUCGGCAAAGGCGUCAGCCAAGAAAUCACAGCCCUGGAAUCGGCCCUCGAAGAAGUUCGCGAAGGCAAAAUCAAACCAGUCGCAACCCUCGAAGAAGCCCUCUCCUCACUAGCCAAGUUCCCCAAAAAAGACCAGCACAACAUCAUCGCCAUAGCGACAGAUCUCGUCCUCCGCGGCCUAGCCCCACAAAACAUCCUCGACAUAAUCGCCGGCCUGACAGACGCAGACAUAAACUCCAUCCACAACUCCAACCCCGCUGAGCCCGAACAGCCCAUAUUCCCAAAAAAAGCAAUUGAAGACGCACCAUACAGCCAAAGCGAAGACCAACUCCGCUCAGCCAUCUAUAUCCCGGAAGAAUUUGAAUACGGCGGCACAAACAAAACUCCCGUCCUCCUCGUUCCCGGCACGGCAGAUCCAGCUGGAACAACCUUCUACUUCAGCUACGAGAAACUCUUCCGAGACAACGAAAUAGCCGAUCCUGUCUGGGUGAAUAUCCCGGGGAACUCGCUCGGCGAUAUCCAAGUGAACGCGGAAUACGUCGCGUACGCAAUAAACUACAUCUCCUCGAUCUCGCUGAAUAGUCAAAUCGGCGUCCUCUCCUGGUCCCAGGGUUCACUCGACAUCCAAUGGGCGUUGAAAUACUGGCCCUCAACGCGAGAAAGCGUCUCAGACUUCAUGGCUCUCAGCGCCGAUUUCCACGGCACGCUAAACGAGGAACUGUGUCUUCUCCCGAACCCACUUUGCACACCAUCCAUCAAGCAGCAGGGGUAUAAUUCGAAUUUCAUCCAGGCACUUCGUUCCGAAGACGGUGAUUCGGCCUAUGUCCCGACGACAAGUGUGUACUCCGGUAUCGACGAAGUCGUGGAACCACAACAAGACCCCCGCGCAUCGGCGCAUUUACUGGACACACGUGAAGUGGGCGUUUCGAAUGUCCAGAUUCAACUUGCGUGCCCGGGACUUCCUGCGGGGAGCUAUUACCUGCAUGAGACGAUGCUCGUGAACCCGCUUGCUUAUGCUUUGUUUGUUGAUGCUCUUACGCAUGAUGGGCCAGGGAGGUUGUCAAGGGUGGGUCUGGAUACUGUUUGUAAUCAGUUGGUUGCCCCGGGUUUGGGACUUACUGAUUUGCUGGGGACGGAGGCGAUGGCGUUGAUUUAUGGGAGUAUGGAUACGUUGACGUAUGGGUCUUUUGGGGAUGGUGAGCCGCCGGUUAAGAAGUAUGUUUAUGGGUCUGUUUGA